UUCUCUGGGUCCCUCCGCCCCUCCGUCCCUCCGCCCCUCCAUCUCUCCGCCCCUCCGCCCCUCCGUCCUUCAUCUCUCCAUCUCCGUCUCUCAGUCUCUCUGUCUCUCUGUGGCUCUCUCUGUCUGACAUGUAUACUAUUCUGUGUUCGCUUAAUUUUCUUAUAGUUUCCUUCUUUAUGUUUAAGUCACUCACCCAUUUUGAAUUUAUCUUGGUGUAGGGUGUGAGGUGUUGAUCUAUUCCUAGUCUCUCCCACACUGUCUUCCAACUUUCCCAGCAGAUUUUAUCGAAUAGUGGAUUUUUGUCCCAAAAGCUGGGAUCUUUGGGUUUAUCGUAUACUGUCUUGCUGAGGUCGCUUUCCCCCAGUCUAUUCCACUGAUCUUCCUUUCUGUUUCUUAGCCAGUACCAAAUUGUUUUGAUGACUGCUGCUUUGUAAUAUAGUUUAAGGUCAGGGACUGCAAGGCCCCCAUCGUAUGUUUUUUUUUCCCCCCUGGAUAUCCUUGAUCUUUUGUUAUUCCAGAUGAACUUUGUUAUGUUUUUUUCUAAAUCAGUGAAGAAAUAUUUUGGUAGUUCAAUGGGUAUGGCACUAAAUAGAUAAAUAAGUUUGGGUAGGAUGGUCAUUUUUAUUAUAUUGGCUCGUUCUAUCCAUGAGCAGUUAAUGUUUUUCCACUUGCUCAAGUCUAGUUUCAGUUGUGUGGAGAGUGUUUUGUAGUUGUGUUCAUAUAGUCCCUGUGUUUGUCUCGGGAGAUAGAUUCCUAGGUAUUUUAUUUUGUCUAAGGUGAUUUUGAAUGGGAUUUCUCUUUCUAAUUCUUGCUGCUGAGCUAUGUUGGAAAUAUAUAGAAAAGUUGAUGAUUUAUGUGGGUUUAUUUUGUAUCCUGCAACUUUGCUAAAGUUGUUGAUUAUUUCGAUUAGCUUUUUGGUUGAAUCUCUAGGAUUCUUUAAGUAGACCAUCAUGUCAUCCGCAAAGAGUGAUAACUUGGUCUCCCCCUUGCCUAUUUUGAUGCCUUCAAUUCCUUUAUCUUCUCUAAUUGCUACUGCUAGUGUUUCUAGUACAAUGUCAAAUAGUAGAGGUGAUAAUGGGCAUCCUUGUUUCACUCCUGAUCUUAGUGGGAAUGCAUCUAGUUUAUCCCCAUUGCAGAUGAUAUUAGCUGAUGGUUUUAGAUAUAUACUGUUAUUAUUUUUAGGAAUAACCCUUCUAUUCCUAUGCUUUCUAGUGUUUUUAAUAGGAAUGGGUAUUGUAUUUUAUCAAAGGCUUUUUCUGCGUCUAUUGAGAUAAUCAUGUGGUUCUUGUUGGUUUGCUUCUUGAUGUGGUCAAUUAUGUGGAUGGUUUUCCUAAUAUUGAAGCAGCCUUGCAUCCCUGGUAUAAAUCCUACUCAAUCAUGGUGGAUGAUCCUUCUGAUCACUUGCUGGAGUCUUUUUGCUAGUAUCCUAUUUAAGAUUUUUGCAUCUAUAUUCAUUAGGGAGAUUGGUCUAUAGUUUUCUUUCUCUGUUUUUGACCUGCCUGGUUUUGGGAUCAAUACCAUGUUUGUGUCAUAAAAGGAGUUUGGUGGAAUUCCCUCUUUGCUUAUUAUGUCAAAUAGUUUAUAUAGUAUUGGAGUUAGCUCUUGUCUGAAUGUUUGAUAGAAUUCACUGGUGAAUCCAUCAGGUUCUGGGGAUUUUUUCUUAGGAAGUUCUUUGAUGGCCUUUUCAAUUUCUUUUUCUGAUACAGGAUUAUUUAAGAAAUCUAUUUCUUCUUCUGUUAGUCUGGACAAUUUAUAUUUUUGUAAAUAUUCAUCCAUUUCUCCUAAAUUGGUGUAUUUAUUGCCAUAUAAUUGGGCAAAGUAGUUUUUAAUGGUUGCCUCAAUUUCCUCUUCAUCAGAGGUGAUGCUCCCCCUUUUCAUCUUUGAUGCUGUUAAUUUGCUUUUCUUCUUUCCUUUUUUUAAUUAGAUUGACCAGUACUUUGUCUAUUUUGUCUGUUUUUUCAAAGUACUGGCUUCUAGUCUUGUUUAUUAGUGCAAUACUUCUAUCACCCUUGAUUUUAUUAAUUUCUACCUUAAUUUUUAGGAUCUCUAGUUUGGUUUUAUUCUGGGGGUUUUUAAUUUUUUUUCAAGUUUUUUGAUUUACAUUUCCAAUUCAUUGAUCACUGCCCCCCUCCCUAAUUUGUUAAUAUAUGUACUCAUGGAUAUGAAUUUUCCUCUAAGUACUGCUUUGGCUGCAUCCCUUAGGGUUUGAAAGGAUGUCUCACCAUUGUCAUUUUCUUCAACAAAAUUAUUAAUUGUUUCUAUGAUUUCUUUUCUAACUAACUGAUUUUGGAGUAUUAUAUUAUUUAAUUUCCCAUUACUUUUUGAUUUGGCUCUCCAUGUACCCGUACUGAUCAAUAUUUUUAUUGCUUUAUGAUUUGAAAAGGUUGCAUUUAUUAUUUCUGGUUUUCUGCAUUUGAGUGCCAUGUUUCUGUGACCUAGUGUAUGGUCUAUUUUUCUGAAGGUGCCAUGUGGUGCUGAGAAGAAGGUGUAUUCCUUUUUGUCCCUAUUUAUUUUUCUCCAUAUGUCUAUUAACUCUAAUUUUUCUAAGAUUUCAUUCACCUCUUUUACCUCUUUCUUAUUUAAUUUUUGGUUUGAUUUAUCUAAAUUUGAUAGUGGUUGGUUCAAGUCUCCCACUAAUAUGGUUUUACUGUCUAUUACCUCCUUCAAUUCUCCUAAUUUCUCCAUUAGAAAUUUGGAUGCUAUACCAUUUGGUGCAUACAUGUUGAUUAGCGAUAUUUCCUCAUUGUCUAUAUUCCCUUUUAACAGAAUAUAUUUAGCUUCCCUAUCCCUUUUGAUCAGGUCUAUUUGUGCUUUGGCUUUGUCAGAUAUCAUGAUUGCAACCCCUGCCUUCUUUCUAUCAGUUGAGGCCCAAAAGUCCUUACUCCAUCCUUUAAUUCUAACCUUGUGUCAACCCACCUCAUAUGUGUUUCUUGAAGACAACAUAUGGUAGGGUUUGGGAUUCUAAUCCAAUCUGCUAUUUGUCUAUGUUUUAUGGGUGAGUUCAUCCCAUUCACGUUCAAAGUUAUGAUUGUCACUUGUGGAUUCCCUGGCAUUUUGAUAUCUUCCCCUAGUUCUGACAUUUCUUCCCUAGCUAUAUCCUUUUGAACCAGUGAUUUACUUUAGGUCAGUCCCCCUAGUCCCCUCCCUUGGUAUGCUUCCCUUUCUAGCUCCUCCCUUUUUAUGCUCCCUUCCCCUCCCCCCCUCUUUUCCCCUCCCUUUUUAUACUCCCUCCCCCUCCUCCUCCUUAAUUUCCCUUUCUUUCUUACUCUGUUGGAUAAGAUAGUAUUCAGGAUCCCACUGGAUAUAGAUGUUCUUCCCUCUCAGAGUUGAUUUCACUGAGAGUAAGGUUUAAGUAAUACCACUUCACGCUCUCUUCCUCUCCUUCUCAUAUGAGAGUUCUUCCCCUCCCCUUCCCAUGUGUAUCUUUGUAUGGGAAAGGUUAUUCUAUUUAGGUCCCCCUCCUAUUUCUUGAAGUAAAUCUUAGUAUUGUCGACACUUCCCCCCUCCCUUUUCCUUUCUUUGUCCCCCCUUUCACCAAAUCGUCUUGAUGCCCCAAUCUUUCCCUAUGCAUGAUUCUUCUAACUACUCUUAUGGUGCAUACAAUUUUUGAGAGUUAUACAAUACAUUUUCCCCACAUAUUAAUAUAUACAAUUUGAUGUAAAUGUAGUCCUUAUAGAAGAGAGUUUGACUUAAAGAAAAAGAUAAGAUUUAUCUCCUUUUCCCUUUCUUUCAUAUUUCCCUUUUUAUGUUUCUCUUGCUUUCUGUGAUUGGAUAUCAAAUUUUCCACUAAGUUCUGGACUUUUCAUAGCAAAUGCUUGGAAGUCUUCUAUUUUGUUGAAUGUGCCCAUACUUUCCCCUGGAAGUAUAUAGUCAGUUUUUCUGGGUAGUUGAUUCUUGGUUGGAGAUCCAGCUCUCUUGCCUUCCUAAAUAUCGUGUUCCAUGCUCUGCGGUCUCUUAGUGUGUUAGCCUCUAAAUCAUGUGUGAUCCUUAUGGGAGCCCCCCUAUAUCUGAAGCUCCUCUUCUUGGCUUCUUGUAGGAUAUUCUCCUUUUCUUAGAAGCUCUCAAAUUUGGCGAUUACAUUCCUGGGGGGUUGUCUUUUGGGGAUUUAGUAUAGAGGGUGUUGUAUGAACCCUUUCUAUUUCUAUUUUGCCCCCUUGCUCCAGAACUUGUGGGCAAUUUUCUUCUAUAACCUCCUGUAGUAUAGCAUCAAGGUUUUUGUUUAUCUCUGAUUUUACGGGCAGACCAAUAAUUCUCACAUUGUCUCUUCUUCCUCUGUUUUCCAGGUCUGUGACCUUUUCAGUGAGAUAUUUUGUCUUUUCUUCUAAUUCAUAAUUUUUUUGGCUUUGCUUUAUUAAUUCUUGCUUUUUUGCAUGCUCACUGUCUUCCAGUUCCUUAAUUCUGGUCAUUAGGGACUGGUUUUGCUUUUCAGCUUUGUCUGCCCUUCUAUUAGAUGCUUCCAGCUCUUUCUCCAAUUGUGAAGUCUUGUCUCUCAAACUGCUGAUCUCUUUCUCCCAUUUUUCUUUCCAGAAGUUUUCCAUCUUUUGGGUAAUCUCCAAUUUGAGUUCUUCCAGAGCUUGUGGAUAAUUUCCAUUUUGGGAGGCAUGUUUUGAUUUUGUUUGGGUUUCAUCCUCUUUCUCUUCUUUUCCUUGGGUACUCCCGCCAUAAAAGUUUUCAAUAGUCACUUUUUAAUCCCUUUCUUCCUGGUGGCUUGAUUUUGGGCCAUGUGAGCCAUCCCUUUGGUGGUUUUAUACCCCUUUCCUUUUUGGUCUGGGGUCUGGGUGAUAUGGGCGGGUUUUCUGUGAAUUUAGGUUGCCUCAGACUAGUUCUUCCCAGUCUCUGAGGUUUCUUAGAGUGCAGGCACCUUUGAUCAGCUCGGCCGCCCCUUUCCUCAGCUCAGCCUCUCAGUGGGGCUGUCCCUUUGCUCAGCGCAGCCUCUCCGCGUGGCCACCCCUUUGCUCAGCGCCACCGCCCCUUUCCUCAGUGCAGGAUUUUCCUGUGAAACCUCCCUGAGAUUUUGUUUCCAUGCAGUAUUUAGAUCCCAAGUACCCUGGUGUGCACCCCCAGACAGAGAUGCUCCUCACUCACUUGCUGUCCCAUUGAGAGCUCUGAUACCUUACUCUGGUUUGGUGGAGGGAGGAGGGGUGGCUCAGUUCAUGUUUUUGUGCAAGCCUUUCCUCCUUCUUAUAGUGUGGAAAUGUUCAAGCCCCACAUACCUUCAUUUCUGUGGUAUACUGGAGAGUCCCUCUGUUCCUCCAAAGGUGAUAUUUAUGCUCUUCUGAGGUAGUCUAUUUCGUUCAGUGUUGGGGAGAGGAAGGGAUUCGCGUCUAGAUUGCAGCCAUAUUAACCCGGAAGUCCGCUCACAGCCUUCUAAUAGGUGAAUCCAGGGGCCACGAGCCCCUCAGCAUUUCCAAAUGAGUGUCGUAUUCUAUUAUUCCAGUGAGCUGACAGGGAGAGGAGGCAUUUCCCCAACACCAAGGAACCUAUAUGGAGAGGAGAGGGAGAGAGAGCAGGUCUGGAUGCAAAGGUCCUUCAGGAAGGCCAAGACUCUGGACACUGGAAGGGAGUAAAGGCCUGGGGACUUGGAUACCUGGGUCCUAAUGGGGUUUAAAGCCUGGGUGUCUCUCAGGAUGGCUAGGUAGCACAGUGGACUUCGGAGGACCUGGAUUCCAAUAUGGUCUCAGACACUUCCUAGGUGGGUGACUGUGGGCAAGUCCCUUCACCCCCAUUGCCCAGCCCUUGUUACUCUUCUGUCUUAGAAUCAAUACUAAAACAGAAGGUAAGGGUUAAGGGGUGGGGAGACGGGACCUUUGAGUCUCUGAGGGGAGAAAAGGAUGGAGACUUGUCGUCCUGGGACCAUGAUCACUCAUUGCCUUAAUUCCGGUUCCUACUAUGGACUCGGUGACUAUGAGUCCUGGGUCUGAGCUAGGGUGCACUGGGGAGGGAGAGAGGAAAAGAGGAGCCUUGAUGGGCUGGGGAUUUGGGAAGAGGUAUUUGGUGUCAGAGACAAGUGAGAACUGAAGAGGGGGAAGCUGAAAUGCCGUGGGGGUGGGAUGGAUGCCUGGGCUCGACUCUUACCAGCACUCCUGGAGGUGGUCGUUCAGGUAGGCCUAAAGCCAAUGGGCAGAGAGUUCUCCAGGCUGGCCAGGCUUCACUAGGCCAGAGUGGAGUGAGGCCUUGGUGGAAGGGGAGGAGGAGGCUCUGCUGGGGGGUAAGGAGAAGGGUGAGGUGGAGCUCUUGCUCUUUGGGCUCCCAGGAGGCUGCUCCCAGGAGGCUGCUCGGGGGAGGCCUUGGCAGGGGUGGGGGAGGAAGACUUUUUGGGGUGUUUGUGCCUGGGGUACUCUGUGCACGUGAGCCAGCAGUUGUAAACCUUAAAAUUUCUUAGACUUAUGAAUGUUGGAAAUUUCACCAUUGGGAAAUUUCAUACUUCAAAAAAAUUUCCUACUGAUAGUAAGAACUCUAUUGGAAUGUGAAAACCCUUGGCAUGGGAGGGUCCUUCUCCUCCCUACUUAAGGCUACUUUAGGACAGAAAGCUUUUGCUGAACAAUGGAAAGGGCUUUGACCUAUGCUUAAGCAUAGAACAGGAAGUUCUUUGAGUCAUGAUAGAUUUUAGAAUUGAUCCAAUACAGAUACUUGGAAUGACAGAACCAGGUCUUGGAACUUACAAUCUCCACCCUACUCAGUCUAACAGGAUUUAGGAAGGGCUGCAGCAUAGAUCAAGAUUUAAUUAUUUGAGAAUAUGACCUUCAACAGAAAUAUGCAAAGGAAACAGACCUCUGGGCGGUCCUGGGUUAAGCUCGAGCCACCAUUGGCACAGGGGAGACAUCGACAGUGAUUGGUAGAUGUGAGAACUGAGGGGAGGGGACUUAGAUGGUAUCAAAGAUAGCAGGGUCUGAGGACAGGAGGGGGCCAGAGGAGAGUUUUUUCCUCUGAGAAGUUUUGCUCUAAGGAGAGGUUUUGCUCUGAGUGAGGUGGCUCUGAAGGAGGCCUGAGGAGGUUGCUCUGUGGGAGGACCAGGAGAGAAGGCUGGCUCUGAAGGAGGAGAAUUCUCUGGAAACAUUUCUUGAAAGGAGGCUCUCUUGAAGGUGGAGCCUGAGGUUGGCAUGAGAAGUCUUACCUAGAGAGAUCUUGGGUGAGUGAUAAAACCAACUGACUGAUUUAUUCAUUCAUUCCUUUCUUACUUUCUCUCUUUUUCUAUUGAUUAAUCAGUAUAUUAUAAAUUAAAUUUCUCUAUAAAACCCAGUUGGCUUGAGCAUAUUCAUAAAUUGGGAAUAUAUUACCUGGUGACCAUCUUAUAUUUAUAUAAAACCAAGACACAGUAGAAAACAUAUUUCAGCGGUCAUAAUUGAUAUAUAUAUUUCCCUUGCUCCCAAACAUUUUAAUUAUCACAGUGUAUGGCUCCCACUCUCUUAUCUACAACUAUUUAACACUCAAAACUAUUUUCAAUCUAACGCAGUGGGCUAGGUGGCCUGGGCAGGGGAUUAGUUGGAGCUCUUGGUACAGGUACAGACCACCUUCUUGCAUUGUCGCCAUGCUUUGGUGAGCCAGCUUGGUGACUUCUGGAUAGCCUUCCGCAGAGCCUUGAAACUGGUGGAGGGCUGUGAGGCCUGGGUGGGCUUGGGCCGUCCCUCGGUUUGUCCUUGGGCUGCUCUGUGGAGACCCGGGACCAGGCCGACGCUGCUUCCCGAGGCUGGCAGAGGACCCACCUGUGAUGCCUGGAAUCUCAAGCCUCUAGCUUGUUUAAAAGGUACACAGCUAUGGUUCUGGGCUCUUUAGCCAGGUGCUGCUCUUGGGGCUGUGGCUGCUGCGGCUUUUUGCAUUGGCACAGCUUUGGGGAGUGUGGCUGCUCUUGGGGGAGCUUUUGGGGCUGUGGCUGCUCUUGGGGAAGCUGCCACUUUUUGGAAUCGUGGUGCACUUUGGAAUGGUGGUGCCCUUUGGAAUGGUGGUGCCCUUUGGAAUGGCGGUUCCCUUUGGAAUGGCGGUUCCCUUUGGAAUGGCGGUGCUCUUUGGAAUGGCGCCUCUCUUGGGGGCCCUGUUGGGGCUGUGGUGCUCCUGGGACUGCAGCUGCUCUUGGGGAAGUGGCAGCUUGUUGGCAUUUCCCCAGUCUUGGGGCUGCUGUUGGGAGGGUGGCCACUCUUGGGGGCCCUCUUGUGGCUGUGGCUGCUCUUGAGGGAGCUCUUGGGGCUGCGGCUGCUCUUGGGGGAGCUUUUGUGGCUGUGGCUGCUCUUGGGGAAGCUGCCACUUUUUGGAAUCGUGGUGCACUUUGGAAUGGUGGUGCCCUUUGGAAUGGCGGUUCCCUUUGGAAUGGCGGUGCUCUUUGGAAUGGCGGUGCCCUUUGGAAUGGCGCCUCUCUUGGGGGCUCUGUUGGGGCUGUGGUGCUCUUGGGACUGCAGCUGCUCUUGGGGAAGCGGCAGCUUGUUGGCAUUUCCCCAGUCUUGGGGCUGCUGUUGGGAGGGUGGCCACUCUUGGGGGAGCUCUUGGGGCUGCGGCUGCUCUUGGGGGAGCUCUUGGGUCCUUGGCUGCUCUUGGGGAAGCGGCAGCUUCUUGGCAUUGCCUUUCUCUCAUCUAGGGAAGCAACCCACGGGACUCUGGUGUGCUGGGUGUCCAGGAUCAGCCCUCCCUCGUCCUCCCCCAGCCGGGCCCACCGGCCUGCCUGGGGUCACCUGGGAAAAGUUACUUUCAAACAUGACCCUGAGGGGCCCGAGGGGCGGGUAGUUGCCCUCCGCCACGGCUCUCUGCAGCGGGCCAGGCUUGGGGAAGCACAGCGGGAAGGACAGUUCCACUUCCACUUCCUCUUCCGGCAGGUGGAGCUCUCCGGGCAGAACAACUGCGAGCAGGGAGGAAGCAGGCCGGAGCUGGGGGCUGGCUGGCCCCUGCGGGCUCCCCUGCAACCCUGCAGCCCCCCAGGCCGGGGCCCCACCUGAGAGUGAAAACACCUGGUCACCCACCAAGCACAUCAUGCCAUGUGGCAGGGGAGCAGGAAGAGAAGCAGAGAGGAACAUCAACAAUGCCAGUUGAUUGCAUCACAGGCACGCUGGAAGAAACCAUCACUGGUGACUAUAACCACACCAAAGACUGACAUGACACUGCUUUUAGUGACAUUGACUAUUAUUCCACUGAUGGACACUUGUUAUGCUGACAUCAAUUGGUCCUUUAUACCUAAACCAACAUCAAGCAUGUUAACUUGUAUGGACUAAAGCCCACUCGUACAUAUCUAUGACAUCAGGUGGAUCCCACACUCCAAAGACUUUAUCAUGGGAUCAAAAUCGAAAUAGCUAUGAUUGUUUAGACACUAACGUAUACCUUUCAUUUUGGAUGUCGGUGUUAUAUAUAUGUCAUGAGGGAAUUUAUUGUGUGUGCAUUGUAAAACUCCUACUUGUAUUGUAAGAAAUGCUACUAGUAACAAGGGUACUGACAUCGGUAUGACACGCCAAAGAGAAGGAGAUAGAAAUGUUUCAGGCCCAGCACAGACCUAGUCACCCUGACCACAAAAAUGAUGUUUAGUGCAGGAGAUGCUGCACAGGGCUGUUUAUUGGACCGAUGGUCCUGAUGUCACUCUUAGAAAAGGGAUGAGACGUCAGGCAAAAUGCACUUUGAAAUUCUAAUUAGGAACCCAAGUUUUUGAAAAUUGAUCAUCUACAUCCAUGUAUAGAUUAUGUUCUUGGCAAUGCCUAUGUAGACAUUAUGUGCCAACGACCAUUGCUGUAGUUACAUGUUAAUAUCAUUAUUGAUCAUUAGUCCUGGAACUCCAUCUUCUUGGGGAAUAUCGUUAUGGGGAUUCUUUCUUGCUCUCUAACUCUAGUCCCAGAAUUCAGGCAGGCCGCUGGAUUUGGGGUCUAUUAGCUUCCACUUCAAGUACUGGAAGACGUUCUGGUAUAUGAAAGUAAAGCCUCAGCAGUAAGCUGAGGGCUCCAGGUUGGACAAUCUCUGUGGACGCGCAGUUGUUGACCCUCCUGGGUGGAAUAGGCUAUUGCACACAUACAUGGAGCAAGGGCAAAGUAUUCCCUCAGUUUCCCCUUUUGGAGGAUGUAUUGAAAAUAGGAAAAAAUUUGCAGGCACUAAUAAGCUUGUAGAAAAAGCACAUGGAAUAUUAUUCAUUGACAACUAGGAAAAAUAAGUCACAUCAAACUCCACAUGAACAAGAAGCUGUAGAAAUUGCUUCUACAUAGAAAGCAAAUCAAGCUUCUGUUAAUCCAAACAUUGGUUUGGUGGAAUGAAUUUUGCAAACAUUAGUUAUGGUAUAUUCUGGGUUAUUCUAUUGAAUGGUUCAUUUACCCAGAAGCAGAGAUUUAAAUAAGGCUCAUAUAAGAAACAUGCAGCCAGAAGGUGCAAGGUCCCUUCAGUAGCUUCAUGCGUGUUAUCUCAACAACAAAUCAAAAUGUAACAUUUAUGGCCAUUUGGAUACUUGAAUUGAUGUUUGCACUGCUGUUUGGAAAAUGUAAAAGAUGCGAAUAUAUUUGGUAUGUGAUUCAAAAACAACAAAAAGGGGAUAAGAGAGAAAGUAUUUUAAGAACAUUUUUAUACCAUUUUAUAUCACUUUUCAUUCUAUUGAGCAAUCUUGAAUUGAUGCUCUCACUUUAUUUUCUCUGAAUACUUUGAUUCUCCUCCGUUGUUUUUCUUUUCUUACAUUAUGAAAUAUAUUUCAAGUACUUUUCACACUGAUCCUGAGCAAUGAAGGUGCAAAACUUUUUCUCUUGAUAUGUACCCAACAGUGUGCGAUUAUGAGAACAUGACAGCAUUUGGUAAGUUGCAGGUGGCUAUCCUGGGAGACCAUCACUGAUUGCAUGAAAAGGAAAUGCAGAGGACACCUCAAUGGGCCAGACAGCCAAAGCCACACACAGACGUAUAUUCCAUAAGAGAUGGAUGUAUGUGGGCUGCUGAGGUUGGAGGUACUGGGACACGGUGUUUGACACCCUCCUUCGCAGGUGGCUCGAGUAUCAAAGUCCAACCGUAUUGCCAUGUGGCAGGCAUCUGGGCGGGUAUAUCCCUAAAAUGCAUAAUCAGGACAAGGGAGAGAAGGGAAAUUCCCCUUCAUAUCCACAUACAGUCAUCUUUUCUUUGGCUAUGAAUGCUCUGGCACCUUCUUCUAAUCCUAACUUUGUGUGGGCACUAUCUGCUAAUGCACCUGUGCUAUGAUCUAUGGGACUGCUACCUCAAUACUUCAGGAUAAUUCGAGGGAAGAUCAUUUUCUUAUUAUUUUUAUCAUUACUUUAAACUUUGAUGAGACUUUUAUCCUCGAUUUUCAUUACUAAGCAUUGAGAUCAUUUUUAUCUCUACAAUAUUAUUAAUAAGUUGAGAGUGAAAUUGUUAUUAUUGUUGACAAUCACAAUUACUUUUCACAGUCAGAUGUUUGGCUACAUAUUUUGGAUGUUUACUUUGAAUCACUUGAAGUAUCAAUUGAUGAUGCUACAUGAUUUUUCUAUUUUUAAUUUUACUCCCAAAUUUCGUUACAUUUUAUAUCACUCACCUUUCACUUCAUUUGAUUUUUAAAACAAAAAAGGGGGAUAUGUAGCAUUCCAAGCAUAUUCACAUCUUUGAAAUAUAAAUGAUUGUAUGGUUACUGUGUCUCCAGACACAAGGUGAUACUCUGAUAUUUGUGAGUGGAAUCUUGACCCGGCCACAUGGCUGUUGCCUAAGACAAACUCAUGAACAUUUUGGCUCGGAGGCGACAGCGCAGGUGGAAAUCUACACGCCCAUCAAGGUGUCACCUUCACCUCGCCAUCCAAUCUGAAUUGUCUCUGCUUUGUAUCGUGAUUGCUACGUGCUUGAGAGUGCUACCCACUUACAGCCUGCAAUAAAAACAGAAGGCGGCCCCAUGAAUUUUCUCUUGGAUCUUCACUCUGCUCUAGGAAUUUCUCUCUCUCUAGGAAAGCUUCUCCUCUCCUGAGGCUCCAGCCCCUCUCGGCUUGCAUUCUCUGCCUUAUUCUCUUCCUCUACCUCAUGUUCCAUUGACUCUCAUAUUUUCCUUCCAAGGAGAGUAUCAUAGGGGUUUGCCUGUCCUAUUUAAACACUGA
Molecule: messenger RNA, 12011 nt
Organism: Monodelphis domestica (gray short-tailed opossum)
Lineage: Eukaryota; Metazoa; Chordata; Mammalia; Didelphimorphia; Didelphidae
Source: RefSeq, a predicted model, not a curated record